Messenger RNA from Rhinichthys klamathensis goyatoka, 614 nucleotides. It is a transcript of the gene lsm10, whose product is annotated as LSM10, U7 small nuclear RNA associated. The transcript is spliced from 3 exons. Bases 234 to 596 code for a protein of 120 amino acids. Gene Ontology annotation, molecular function: histone pre-mRNA DCP binding; U7 snRNA binding. Gene Ontology annotation, biological process: mRNA 3'-end processing by stem-loop binding and cleavage. Lineage: Eukaryota; Metazoa; Chordata; Actinopteri; Cypriniformes; Leuciscidae. Gene Ontology annotation, cellular component: cytoplasmic U snRNP body; nuclear body. The record is from RefSeq and is a predicted model, not a curated record.
AGUGGAAUUUCUGAAGGAACAGAGCAUCAGUCAUCUAGAGUCAUUAACAUACAAGUCGCACAGGAUCGGCUGGCCAGUACUGAGCUUGCACGCAUAGCAGGAGAAUUUGAUGAAGAGGGAAGCCAGACAGAGGGACCCGGGAGCAAGGGAGGGAGACGACUUGCUGGCCAUGAUGGAUGAGCUCUGAAGGGCAGUCGCUGAAGGCUAUGAGUCAGGAUGCAUGAGAGGUGAACAUGGAAGUGAGCCAUUCGAUUCGUGAACGCACCAUCGCCGAGAACAGCCUGGUGAUUCUCCUGCAGGGUCUGCAAGGCCAGGUGACCACCGUUGACCUGCGAGACGAGAGCACAGCCAGGGGACGCGUUAUUAAUGUGGACGCUUUCAUGAACAUCCGGCUGGAGAAGGUUCUGUACAGGGACAGGCGUGGACAUAUGUCCAGUAUGGAUGACCUGUUUGUCACUGGCCGAAACGUGCGCUAUGUCCACAUCCCAGACCACAUGAACAUUCAAGAGACAAUAGAGUCCCAGCUCGCCAAAAUACACCGCGUGCGAAACUUUGGAGCAGGUGGUGGACGGAAAGAAUACUCGAAGAAAAAAUAGUUUAUGUGUGAGAUUUAU